Molecule: messenger RNA, 508 nt
Organism: Medioppia subpectinata
Lineage: Eukaryota; Metazoa; Arthropoda; Arachnida; Sarcoptiformes; Oppiidae
Source: the annotation of a GenBank genome assembly
GGUGAUAAAUUAGGAAAAGUAGUUCAUAUAAUCCAAUCUCGAGAGCCCUCUCUUAGGGACUCAAAUCCCGAUGAAAUAGAGAUAGAUUUUGAAACAUUAAAGCCGUCAACACUGCGAGAGUUGGAGAGUUAUGUGGCGACCUGUUUGCGGAAGAAACCCCGAAAGCCUUACAACACGAAGAACAAGCAGGCGUUGGCUUUGGCAGCCGCUGCCAAGACUAAGGAGGAACAGGAGAAGAAGAAACAGGAACUCGAGAAGAGACUGCAGGACGUGAGCGGACAGUUGGGGGCGGCGACGAAGAAGGCGCCCAAAAAAGAUCCCUAUGCUUUCACAGAUUCAGAGAACUCACACGCGGCGGAUGUCGGGCCGACGUCACGGCUGUCGGCGUCGAGUUCGAGCUCGAGUGACAGCGACAGUAGCAGUAGUUCGAGUUCCAGUAGUUCUUCUGAUAGCAGCGACUCUGAAUCAGGUUAGGAAUACUCGCAAUGAGACCAUCCCUUAUCAUCAC